AACGUCAGUUAUUACGUCGGAGGGCAAAGGUCAGAUCAGUCAUGAAGAUUCCGCCACCGUAGCAGCCUCACUCACUGUCGCACUUGUUUAUUUCUUUAAGGGCAACUUUUGAAGCGUGCGAGCUGCACCACAACCGACCCGGGGAUAAGCCAUGGCACGUCUGGUAGCAGUUUGCAGGGAAGGCGAAGGGGAAGAAGACUACCCAUUCCUCGCCAGGCAGAUUCCCCUGUAUAUCGACGAUACUCUCACGAUGGUGAUGGAAUUUUCUGAUAGUUUCAUGGAUGUUGACAGCAAUGAAAUCAACCCUUCUCAAUUGAAACAGUUUUCUCAGUAUCUCUCCAAGUUGAAGGAACAGGACUUGAAUAUCGCCCUGACGGUGACAUCCAAAGAGGUGUACAGUGCAUUAUCUCAGCUGGUGCCAUGCGUGGGCUGCAGGCGGAGUGUGGAGCGCCUCUUCUCACACUUGGUCGAGUCGGGGAACCCGGCCCUGGAGCCUCUCACAGUGAAACCCGCCGGAAUGCUCUCUGUUACCAAGGCCUGUUUAGCAGAUGUAAAGAAACUUUACACCCUCUUCUACGUGCAUGGGUCAAAGUUGAAUGACAUGAUUGAUGCCAUUCCAAAAAGUAAAAAGAACAAGAGGUGCCAGUUACACUCCUUGGACACACACAAACCUAAACCUCUGGGGGGGAGCUGGAUGGAUGUAUGGGAGCUAAUGUCUCAGGAGUGCAGGGAUGAGGUGGUCCUCAUUGAUAGUGCCUGUCUCCUGGAGACGCUGGAGACAUACUUGCGUAAACACAGGUUUUGCACUGACUGUAAGAAUAAAGUGCUGAGGGCAUAUAACAUCCUGGUGGGGGAGUUGGACUGCAGUAAAGAGAAGGGCUACUGCGCCGCCUUGUAUAAAGGACUGUGCUGUUGCCCCCACGAGCGCCACAUCCACGUGUGCUGUGAAACGGACUUCAUUGCUCACCUGCUUGGCCGGGCAGAGCCUGAGUUUGCAGGAGGUUAUGAACGCAGAGAGAGACAUGCCAAGACCAUUGACAUCGCACAAGAGGAGGUCCUGACCUGUCUGGGUAUUCACCUCUAUGAGCGACUGCACAGGAUCUGGCAGAAGCUACGAGCAGAGGAGCAGACCUGGCAGCUAUUGUUCCAUUUGGGAAUUGAUGCAGUACGCAAAAGUUUUGAGAUGGCAGUGGAGAAGAUGCAAGGGAUCAGUCGGCUGGAGCAGUUUGUCGAGGAGCUGUCUGAGGAGGAGAGGGCCAAAGAACUUAAGCAGGAGAAGAAGAGGCAAAAGCGAAAAAAUCGACGCAAAAACAAGUGUGGUUUUGACACAGCUGAACAGGAGGUAGAGGACAAGGACAAACAUCUGGAUGAGGGUUCUCUUGAGUCUGUGGAUGGCAGCUGCAACACCUGUGGUGGUCAUGAUGAGGAAGAGGAGGGCAUCACCGCCAAUGGAGGCACGUCCUGUACCUGCCCGGAUGACAUCAAACACAAUUUGACCCCCCACAGCAAUGGCAGUGACUAUGGCUACUUUUCAAGCAUGGAGGGCAGUGAGAUAGGAUCACGAGAAGGGUCCGACGUAGCCUGCUCCGAGGGGAUCUGUAACCACGACGAAGCAGCAGAUGAGGCGAACGUCCAUCACUGUGCUGCAGACAAGGAGGAGAAUGCAAUAGACAGUUGUCUGGACUACUGGCAACACUCUGACGAAACCACUCACUGCAAGAGUAAAAAGAAGAAAAGGAAGGGCAAGGGUUUAUGCAACAAUCAGGAACAAAAAUAUGAAGGUUGUUUGUCAGCUGGGAACACGACAGGCCACAGUCUACCUUCAUCGCACACUUGCCGAACCAAAGAAAUCUUUUCCUCCUUAUGUGGCGAUACGUUUUCCAGCAUUUCACUACAUUCAACAUGGGCAGAACAUCAGAAGAACCUCAGCCUUCACACAAGUCUUGCAGAACUUCUGGGUGAUUCGGAGGCUAGUUCCGACGAAGAGAACUGUCUGACACAGGAUGAAAUCCAGGCUUUUCUAGAAAGGAACCAAUCUUUCUACAACAACCGCCACCAGUACAGACAGCUCCUGAAAGAAAAAUUCACCAACUACUGCCGGGCCGCCGAGCGGAGUAAGCCCGUCUGUGGAGAGUGGUUUGCCGCCACCACCAGUGUCAACUAACUGCACUAAUGACAUCUUUGCCUGGGAAAACCUCUCAUGACACUGCUGCAACAUGUUUAGAAAAAAAAAAAUCCUGACUUAUAUUUGGUGUCUUCUUCACUUGUUUCACCCUUAGAAUAAAUGUAAUUCUUACUUUCUGUUGAUUAUCUCUCUCUCUCUCUGUCCCUUUGGCACUCGUACACCUACUAACCUUCCUCUCUCAUUUCUUGGCCACCUUCUCAUCUGUAGUUGUUCUCUUUGACCAAGCCAGGCUAUUUGUUGUUGGUCUCCUGUAGGAUUGCUGGGUAAGAGCACAGUGGAAUUUGUAAUCAUGCUUUGCGAGCUGUGAUAUUAGGGAUAUAGAUUUUAGGAGUCUUAUGUUGUUGGGUUUUUUUCUAUUUCAUUUCUCUCUGGUUACACUUCCGUCUAGUGAUUAAAGUUGUACCAUUAAAUGUGUACAGAAAUUCUAAAUAUAAAGAUUUUACAGAAAAUAAACAUCCAUUUGUAAUAGGGGUUUGGGUGUGAUGUUGAGCGCAAUGAGCAGAAUUUACUAAAUAAAGAAUAUUUAUUAGUAUGCAAUA
Molecule: messenger RNA, 2724 nt
Organism: Scophthalmus maximus (turbot)
Lineage: Eukaryota; Metazoa; Chordata; Actinopteri; Pleuronectiformes; Scophthalmidae
Gene: ggnbp2
Product: gametogenetin binding protein 2
Exons: 14
Coding region: 152-2164 (670 amino acids)
Cellular component (GO): nucleus; cytoplasm
Source: RefSeq, a predicted model, not a curated record